AUGGACUCAGACCGUUGUGAAGAUACUUCAAGUAUUCUUGGCUACGGGCUAGACGUUAAACCAAUAAGAAUAGUCGCAAGCCCUCAUACGGGGCCAAGGCAUACUAUAGAUAACAUUCUGGGACUUGUGAGAAAAGAUGGUGAUGUGUUAGAAAGAUCACAAACUCCUGGAAACGGUGAAAGUGCUGGCGAAGGGAGCUGCAAUUCCAAUGACGGUGUCAGCGAUCUCCGCUACGGAAAGAUGGGAUCGGCAACAACGGGAAGCGGUUCAGAAGAUGAGGGAGCAACAAAUACGUCCGGGCACUCAGAAAACGAUAAUUGCAAGAAAAAACACCGAAGAAACCGAACAACAUUCACAACAUAUCAACUACACGAAUUGGAAAGAGCUUUCGAAAAAAGCCAUUAUCCAGAUGUUUACAGUAGAGAAGAAUUAGCUAUGAAAGUUAAUUUACCCGAAGUACGAGUACAGGUUUGGUUUCAAAACCGACGAGCGAAAUGGAGACGACAAGAGAAAAUGGAAGCAGCUCGACUAGGUCUAAGUGAAUACCAUGCUGCGACUCUCUCGAGGGCAGCUGGCUCGAGUCUAACUUUACCGAUGGAUCCAUGGUUGUCACCACCACUUCUAUCCGCUUUACCUGGAUUCCUCAGUCAUCCUCAAACGGGUUAUCCCAGUUACCUCACUUCUCCAAUAGCUACUGACCCUGGAAGACCUCCCAUGGCGCAUUCACAUUCUCAUUCACCUAACAAUACUCCUCCUGACCUUAGAACUACUUCUAUCGCUGCUUUGCGACUUAAAGCUAAAGAACAUGUUGAAAAUAUUACUAAAGGUUUGCAAAUGGUUUAAGUGAGUGUGUUAUAUUUAGCUACAAAUGACUGCGCCAAUUUGUGUGACCACGAAUUUUAAUUUUACCUUAAGCAUGGCGUACAUAUACAGCUCUAGUAAUUUCAAACAACAGUUUUAUCUGUAAAAGAAUCGUGUUUGAUAUUCGUCUUGAGAGCUGUCAUUUUAUCCUGUCUAUUUUCAUGGAGUAGAACUGAAACAGUAAAUUUUUGUUGUAUGUAAAUAACCUUGUAUAUUACAAUGUAGUUAUUAUAUCGUUGUUGGAUUUUUUGAUGAGGAUUCAUGUUAUCACUUGUAGUAAACCUCAUUUGAUAAUAGCUUCUUAAAUAUGAUUAUUUUAUGUGAAGCAAUUUAACAUAUUUUUUAAAACGACUACUGAAACUUUCGACUCAUUUUUCUUCAUAUGGGAAUCACCUUCAUCGGAAAAUCACUUUUUGUACAACUGCUAUUGAAAGUGACACUUUGAAGAACAGUCAACAGUGUUAAAAGUGAAUGUUUACUUGAAAGAAUGUGAUGUUUGUCUGUAUGUCCUUUAUAGAAACUUAAACUAUGCGUUUAAUUAUAUGAUCUUAGACUGUUGUGACUGAGCCAACGAAGAAUUUUGUAUAUUUCACGGCAAGUAUGAAAUUAAUUGGUAUUAAAGUAUGAAAUUCUUCCCAUUAUUAAACUAGUUUCAGUUAUUUUCAAUCCAAUUCAAUUUUUACCAAAUGAUUUCGGCAAUCACCCGUAAAUUCCCAUUGAUUAUUAUUUCAAAACACCUGGUUCAACUAGUUCGCUACCACUAUCAAAAAAACAACGCGAGUCAGAAUCGACGGGAUUUACUCGGGGAUAUUCAGAAUGUCCGCAGGAGUUAAACAGGGUUGUAUUCUUUCACCUACCUUAUUUAACGAUUAUGGAGAAUACGUGUGGCAAGACGGAAUAUCAGUUGGCGUCAACCAUACCAGCAAUAACAGAAAUUAUCACCACAAACAUCAGAAAUUGCAGGCUACGAAGUAUCUUGGAUCCUUAAUUAACAAUGGGAAAUGCGAAAGCAAAAUACACCGUCGUCUGAUUAUAACAAGGUCAGCGACUACCAAGUUAAAUAAAAUAUGGAAAAACAAAUCUGUCACGAAAACAACGAAACUCCGUCUAGUUGAUGCUCUUAUCUUCCCCAUUGCAGCGUACGCAUGGACUUUAAAAAAAGCAGAUAAAAGCCGAAUAGAAGCUUUCAAACUGUAGGUUUAUAGACUACUCUUACUGGUAUCAUGAACGCCGAACCAACGUAUCCGUAUUACAAGAAAUUGGUCCACGUACAAGAGUGCUAACCAGAAUAAACCGCAUAUAUCCGCAAUCAUAUAGCUAGAAGAUCAGGAACAAAGGAACGAUUGAUCAUAAGAGGGAGAGUAGAACGCAAACGCCCAAGAGGAAGAUCUCUAACUAGACCAAAUAAAACCAUUAAUAAAUAUGAGACUGCAUGAUGCCGAAAAGAUUGCACAGGAUAGGCAAGCAUGGAAACAACUUCUGAAUCAAAUAUAAAUAGUUUCACUUUAUGGUUUGGAGGAUAAUGGAAAGAAGAGAGAGAUUAUCUGAAUGCCUCAUUUCAAUACAGACAAUUUAUAACUUUCAAUUCAAAUUUAAGAUUUUCAACAUCGAUGAACUACUUUUCGAACGUAUCAAUACUGCUAGCAAACAAGCGCUGGAUCUUCGAAAACAGUGACCUGUACUUUGUUUUUUUGCUCUGGCAGUUUGAGAAAUUCUGCAGCAAUGAAGGUUAUUUGAUCAAAUGUAAUUAUACCAACUGGAUUGGUAAUGCACAGUUACAUCAGUUACAUCAUCACAACAAGGGCACUCAAAUUGAUCAUUGAAAAUUAGCCCCACAAAGUUGAUGAGCUCCAUAUUUUUGAUUUUUCUUGUGUUUAUGCUAAGAAAACAGGUUAACUUUGACAUUUUCCAGGCCGGGAAAUUGGUAUACAUAAUUUAUUACUGAUGAGCUGAUUUUCAGAAACAACCAAAUUAUCACUUUUAUUGAUUAUACCAUCGACAAACAUAUUGAGCAGUCACAAACCGAAGACAAACAUAGGACAAAAACGCUAAAAGAAAUCGUUGUAAACGAGCAUUUCUUAGUAAUUUUAGCGUUGGCAAUGUUCGCCAUUCACUACAACCUCUUGAUUAUUUGAUUAUUAGAAUUCAUUUGGCGGUUUUAUGUCAUAAAAUUUCACCUAUUUUGUUAUUAAAAUAGGGCAGUCGUGCAAAAAAUUUUGUAUGAUAAUCUCAUUUUUUUCGUGUGCAAUUCGCUCCGCUCGUUUCACAAACUUAUUCACUCAAGAAAUAAAAAUUUACUUUUAACACUCAUAUAAUAAGUAAUUGAUUUAUGACAUUAUAUGAAAUUUCCGAAAAUUUAUUUGUUUGUUAUAAUAAACAUUGAAUAAUAAUAAAUAUAAAUAUGUUAAAUUGUUACUAAUCUUUGACCGAAUAUUUGAAAUGAUUUCAAAAAUUCAACUCAACUCUUCUGUUGUCAAUAAUUUUUAUCAAGAUAACAUUGAUGGAAAAUAACAUGUUAUUUGAUAGAUAAAUUUGUAUUGAUUGUUCUUUUUCUAUAACGAAUUUUUUGGUGGAAAUUUUUAUUAAUACUGAAUAAGUGCAUUUUUAUGUUUGAUUCACUAGAGCCUAGGUCACGAAAAUCAAGACAGAAUCUAUUUUCCCUUCAUCCCUAGCUGAAAAGCUGAUGAAUUCAACGCGCAAUCAAUAUAAAACUAUUUUGACUGAAUGUACGAGGUCUGGCUAUAAAAUAAUGAGACUGCGCAAGUAUUGCUUUGGGUAUCUAGAUAUCUUGUCUAUGCACGUCACAAAACACGUUUCCGUCACUAUUAUAAUAUUUGUGCAGUUGCGGUUUGAAACGAACGUUUUUCUUUCUCGUUAAAUUAAAAAAAACUUCGACUGAGUGCUAUAAAUUGUUGCAAGAUGCUUAUGAUGACAAUCUCGUGCGCGUGUUUUGAGUGGUGUAAGCGUUUUAGUGAGGUAAAGAUGACCAGCACCCAGAUCGCCCUGUGACUAUUUCAACUCCGGAAACAGUGACCAAAAUCAACCAAAUUGUGCGUGCAGAUCGUUGAUUGAGCAUCAGGAUAAUUGCCAAGGCUGUAAACGCCGAUAAAGAAACGGUUAGAAAAAUUUUACACGAGCAAUUACACAUGACAAAAGUCUGUGCGAAUUUGGAGCCAAAAAAUCUGACUUCUGACCAAAAGCUCUUGCGUCAACGGGUCUGCUCAGGUUAUAAAAAGAUCUGCUUUGAAAGGGACCCGAUUUGAGUCGAUGGAAGCGGUAAAGCAAAGAGGAUGAUAAAAUCCUUUUUCGUAAUCAGUCUGGUUAUUCAAUAGCCAGUCCUCGUAUUAUUUAUUAUUUUUAUAGUAGAUAUAUCGUAAUCAAGCCAAUAAAACAACUUGGUUUGAAAACUUUCAUACGAUUUGAAUCAAUAUUAUUUAUAUUACAUUGAAAGUAUUAUUAGAUAUGGGUAAACUUUUCUAUUUGAUCUCAGAUAUUCAUACAGGGUUUUCCGAAAGUAAUUGUUCUAACUGAAUUGGAAGAUUCGUUGUUUCAUUAUAUAUGAUGCAAUUUGCUUGAAGAAAUUUUGAUAUUAAACAAGAUAAUGAAUGUGAGAAAUAUUCAUUCAAAUUUGUAAAUUGACGAUAUAGUAAAUGUUUAUGAAUAAGAGAGUAAUAAAACGAUGAAAUGUUCGUGCUAAACAUACAUGGCAUAAAUAUAUUGUACACUUACACUUACAAAUGUUUAGAUUUGCCCAAUCCAAACCUUUUUCUAUUUUUCUGUACAGCUUAUGGUUACAAAAUAUCAAUAAAUAACCGAAAACUUAUAUUUGCACUUAUUUUGAAUACGAUUUGUCUGAUAAUCUUCCGAUUCUAUUUGGUCUAUUACUUACAAACUACCCUAUAUAUAGUGAUUUCAUAAACGUGUAAAUAGUGAUAUUAAAUCCUUUUUAUUAUCGAAGUAUUUCGAAUCCCUAUUUAUUGUACUUUCUUUAUUUAGU
This is a messenger RNA of Diorhabda sublineata, 4858 nucleotides long. RefSeq names its product retinal homeobox protein Rx1. The record is from RefSeq and is a predicted model, not a curated record. Bases 1 to 843 code for a protein of 280 amino acids. The transcript is spliced from 3 exons. Lineage: Eukaryota; Metazoa; Arthropoda; Insecta; Coleoptera; Chrysomelidae. Gene Ontology annotation, molecular function: RNA polymerase II cis-regulatory region sequence-specific DNA binding; DNA-binding transcription factor activity, RNA polymerase II-specific. Gene Ontology annotation, biological process: positive regulation of transcription by RNA polymerase II.